Molecule: messenger RNA, 1956 nt
Organism: Mangifera indica (mango)
Lineage: Eukaryota; Viridiplantae; Streptophyta; Magnoliopsida; Sapindales; Anacardiaceae
Product: TLC domain-containing protein 4-B-like
Exons: 9
Coding region: 385-1182 (265 amino acids)
Biological process (GO): lipid homeostasis
Cellular component (GO): endoplasmic reticulum; membrane
Source: RefSeq, a predicted model, not a curated record
AGAUUGUAGCAUUUUCUGUAUGAAAGGCAAGAGAUUGUGUGCGGCAUCACAUCUUCACAUCAUCCUUGUUUCUUGUCACUGUCUCUCGAAGAUAACAAUUUUGUGAAUUCAAUCCACACACGCAUCACAGCACAAAAUCAAGAGCAUCAUGUAGGAGAAAGAAAACAACACAAAACGAAGCUUCCAGGCUAUCUCCAUUUUCUUUUUUGAUCGUAUUUCAUUACUAAAUUGAAAGCUAUUCCAUUUCAUCAAUCAAGUUUUUGUUUUGUUCGAGUUUAAAGGGACAAUCGAACGACCUCACGAUGAAAGGGCAAGAUGAGGAGAGGAAGAAAGUUCAGUAGAAAAGAUAUAAGAUCUGCUAUAAUAAACUAGAAGGAUUUAAAGAUGGGAACAGUGUCAGAUCGAACGGCAAUGGCUUUUAAGUCGUAUCAAAAUAAGGCUAAUGUUCUGGUUAAGGACUACAUAAUCUCAGAGCCUUUUAUUCCAUAUUCUUCAGUCCUUGGUGGUUUAUUUGCUUGCAAAGUGGUCUAUGAUCUCACUCAGUUAAUUAGCACCUUUUACUUGAAGAGUUAUAAUGGUCUUACAAAACUUCAACGAAUAGAGUGGAACAAUCGCGGUAUCUCUACAAUUCAUGCCACUUUUAUCUCAGCUAUGUCAGUGUACUUUGUGUUCUGGUCAGAUCUCUUUUCCGACCAACAAUUAGAUGGUCUUGUUAUUUUCAGAAACUCUCCUCUCUCUACUUUUGCAUUAGGGGUUUCUGUUGGGUAUUUCCUUGCGGAUCUUGGAAUGAUUUUAUGGCUAUAUCCUUUGUUAGGGGGAAUGGAGUAUGUUAUUCAUCACUCUCUUUCCGGUAUUGCAGUAGCCUAUUCUAUGUUUUCUGGAGAAGGGCAGCUUUAUACGUACAUGAUCCUCAUCUCUGAGGUGACAACUCCCGAGAUUAAUAUGAGAUGGUAUCUUGAUACGGCUGGUAUGAAGAGGUCCAAUGCAUAUCUCAUUAACGGCGUAGUUAUCUUUUUCACUUGGCUGAUUGCAAGAAUUCUGCUGUUCUUUUACAUAUUCAACCAUGUAUACUUGCACUAUGAUGAGACUUUCUCUGUUCAAUCCACUAUCCUUUCUGUCAUUUACCUGUUUCUGGCUGCACUCUCUUCUCUCAAUUUAUCCGUGAUCAGAUUAGGUUUGUGACUGGAAGUGAGACAGGGUGAUAAGGAGAGAAAGUAGGCCAUGAGGAGAAUAGAGAGGAAAGCAUGGAUGUAAGGAAUUAUGAUGCAAAAGAACAUGAUAUUUAGUUAUUUAUUUUGAUAUAUCUCUCCUAGCAUUAAAAGUAUUGAUUACAUUAUAUAUUAACCAUAUCAAAUAGCUAUAUAUAUUGAUCACAUCAACUAAGUUAGGUCUUGCAUGGUGGUUAGAUCAAAUGAAACCAAUCACAAAACUUUAAGGACCAUAGAUGUAAUAUUUUGGUCUAAUAGCUCAGUUCACUGUCAAGACAUUGUCCUUUUAAGACACAGUUCGUUAUGGUUCUACUUUGAGGCUUUGUAACUCCAAACACAUCUUGACAAUUUAGAAGCUCAAAGGUUAUUUAAUUAGUAUUCUCUUAUAAUUCUCAAGCGAUGUAAGAUGUUAAUACAUACCCAAACAUCUCUCGUGCUUUGUAGAUAUGAAAUUUGCUAAAGGGUGUUACAAUAAACCACUUGAAACUUUAAGUAGCAAACAAAACUGGUUAAGCAAACUUGGAGAACCAAACAGUGUUUUUAAUUUUCAAAUUUGAUAUAAAUUAGAGUAUGUAUUCUUCUUUAAAUCAUCAUGAAUGCCACUAAGCUUAUCCAUGGUAUCCAUAUUGAUUGAUUUUUUAAUUCCUUGCCAUGUAUGUGGCUUAGAGUUUCAUUACCUGUUUUUGACUACUUCAAAUUAAGGUCGAGACGAUUGUAACUAUAAUUUAAACGAGAUUAAAUUACUUUA